Messenger RNA from Lymnaea stagnalis (great pond snail), 1008 nucleotides. NCBI's taxonomy places the organism in Eukaryota, Metazoa, Mollusca, Gastropoda, Lymnaeidae. The record is from the annotation of a GenBank genome assembly.
UUAUAUUGCGCUUGAUAACUUAACAUUACACCAGGUGUUCAUUUUACCUGGGCGCCAUGUCCAGAGCUAAUACCGGCACAACCACGGCGUUCACGCACUGGGACAGCAUCACGGCACACAUCAGGGCCGCGGCAACCCACCUGAGGUCAGAGUCUAUGAAGGUCACGGCCACAAGAAGUAUUCCGGACACAACACACCCUGUUGAGUUGAAAAGUCCAGGUCAUAUUAUGAUACUGUUCUUGAUCUCACAACUAUUUUCUGAGAGACGAGUUAAAGUAAGUGUAACUUUUGUUCUGAAUUGUUUACAAUAAAACAAAACUCUCUAUUCAUCUCUGGGUCGCCUCAAAAUGGCAUUCGAAUAUUUAGUCUUAAAAAUUUGUAGAAUUAUUGGUUAUUUAACAUGUAUAGAAACUAAGAUGGAUUUAAAAAAAAAAAACUUAAUACAUUCAUUCAUAAUAAAUGCCACCCUGUAACUCCCUGGCGCCCCAAGUCACGCCCUUACUCUUAAAGGCACUUGCUGGCUCCCAUUGUGACAUGCUGACGCCCGAAGUCACGUCCCUUAAUCUUAAGGUCAAUAAGCUGGCUCCCAUAGUGACUUUCUUAUGCCCCAAAUUACGCCCUGACUAGCAAAGUCAAAUCCUGUUGACCUAUGACGACACACGUCACUUGCUCCAAAUGACACUUCAUGACGCCCUAAGUCACGCCCUAAAGACAUAAGUCAUGUUCUGAACCCCGAAGUCCCGCCUAGACUUCUAAGUCACACCCUGACGACACAAGUGACUUGAAGACCACCCCCCCCCCUUAAUAACGCCUUGAAAGUCAAGUAGCUUCACCAAAUUUUCAGCCACUUCUUUUAAACAUCAGUUCGUAUACCUGAUGUGAAGAUAAUCUUUCUGUUCUUGUUGGUGGUCAUCCCAGGUCUUUUCAUUAACACGUUCCCGAAAAUCGUCCAGGCAUACGCCCCGAGCAGACGACAUAAGGCCAUGGAAGAAACCAGCACACCUGUCU